Alosa alosa (allis shad) is the source of this 820-nucleotide messenger RNA. RefSeq names its product tachykinin precursor 3a (gene tac3a). NCBI's taxonomy places the organism in Eukaryota, Metazoa, Chordata, Actinopteri, Clupeiformes, Clupeidae. The record is from RefSeq and is a predicted model, not a curated record. The transcript has 7 exons. The coding region runs from base 155 to 529 and encodes 124 amino acids. Gene Ontology annotation, biological process: positive regulation of blood pressure; tachykinin receptor signaling pathway.
GCCCAUCAUUUAACAAUAAGGGGUGAGACUCAUUCUUUCAACGGACUCGCUCUAUUGCACCCAGAGCAGGAUUAGAGCGCUGAACUUCGCCAACGCGUCCAGGUCUCUACUGGAUCUAUUCCAUAGUGUUAUCACCUCAGGUACCCAUUUGAAGAUGAUUCGAGGAUUACUGCUGGUGGUAUUUUUUCUCGUCACUGAACCCCCUUUCUGUCAGUCAAGCUGCAUAGAGGUCGAGGCGCAGGGAUCUAGUUCCGAUGACACUCCAAGCUUUCGGAAUCCUCCGCGGGAGUUACUGAAGAGAUAUAACGACUUAGACUAUGACAGCUUCGUGGGUUUAAUGGGGCGCAGGAGCACCGAUACUGAAGAAAUACCAUCCCCACUCAAAAGAGAAAUGCAUGAUAUUUUUGUUGGACUAAUGGGUCGCAGGAGUUCUGACACAGGCACCGGACGUCCCUGGAGAAAGGACUACCCAGGAACAAGAGGCAUCUUCUUCAGCAAAUGCAAGCAGAGGUUUCGUCGUGGAUUAUAGUCCUGCUUCUGCUGCCAAGGAGACAUCUUCAAUAUUUAGGCAACGUAUUUUUCAGACAUGCUUUCAUGUAAAAAGAAAAAAAACAUUUCUUCUACAGAAACACUGCAAAGGCAUACCUUUAUGUAAUUAUGAGAAAGAUAAUUUAUACAUUGAAACAAUAUACUGUGACAAACCAACAGUUUGUAUAUUUGCAGAUACACUCUCCAAUUGCCGUUUGCUUUUUUGAUUAUGUAUGUACCACUGUUUUAAUUUAUUUCCCAGACUUAUUCUGAAUUGACCUAUUUUUUGUAA